UAGUAUGUCUGGCUUGAAUUGUAAUUUUAAGGCAUCACUUGAACUGUUUGGUUUCUGUCAAAUUUCCAAAUUGUGCGUCGCGCCGCUUCGCGUCCUCGUUGAACUCCGGUUCGCCAUGGCGGCCGAUGGCGUCUGUUCGUGCCAGUUCGAGGUGUUUGGCAAGGUGAAGGGCGUCAACUUUCGAAGGCACGUCCUGCGGAAGGCCAGGACUCUGGGCCUGCGAGGCUGGUGCAUGAACUCGCAAGAGAACACAGUGCGAGGCUACAUCGAGGGCCCCUCCGCCGAGAUGGAUGUGAUGAAGGAGUGGCUCAAGACCACGGGCAGUCCGGAGUCUGAAGUCAAGAUGGUCAAGUUUAGCUCGCAUCGCCAGAGCCAACGGUAUGGGUAUACCAACUUUGAGAUUAGACCCGACCCAAUCGUUCAGUCUGAUGGAAUGGAUGGUUCUGCUAGUACUUCAAACUCCAACAUGUAAACAAUUUUGGCAAUAUAAUUGGCAUUUUAACAAAUAAAGUAUGUACUUUUAAAAUUAAAAA
Messenger RNA from Drosophila kikkawai, 533 nucleotides. It is a transcript of the gene Acyp, whose product is annotated as Acylphosphatase. The record is from RefSeq and is a predicted model, not a curated record. Gene Ontology annotation, molecular function: acylphosphatase activity. NCBI's taxonomy places the organism in Eukaryota, Metazoa, Arthropoda, Insecta, Diptera, Drosophilidae.